Molecule: messenger RNA, 549 nt
Organism: Zingiber officinale
Lineage: Eukaryota; Viridiplantae; Streptophyta; Magnoliopsida; Zingiberales; Zingiberaceae
Exons: 1
Coding region: 1-549 (182 amino acids)
Molecular function (GO): enzyme inhibitor activity
Source: RefSeq, a predicted model, not a curated record
AUGACGACGUCCAGACAUCUCGUCGCCGCCGCCCUGGUCCUCGCCGCCGCCCUCUUGGCCCCCCGCGCCGCCGCCACGCAGUCUCUGAGCAGCUACUGCGAGAGCGUCACGGUGCCGCAGCUGUGCGCCAACGUCAUAUCCAAGUCGGGCGCCACCACGCUGGGCGAGCUCACCAAGGCCUCCAUCCUGGAGGCCGCGAGCACCGCGCAGUCGGCGCACGACACGGUGUCGCGCGUCGAGGAGACGCAGAACCUCGACGACCAGCUGAAGCACAACCUCGGAGUCUGCGCGGAGGCCUUCAGCGGCGCGGCGGCGAGCCUGAAGGACGCGGCGCAGAAGCACGAGGAGCUGGGGGCGACGCCGCAGCACCACGAGGCCACCGCCUUGAUCGCCAACGCCGUCGUCGAAGUCGGCAAGUGCAACGACGGAUUCAGCGAGAACCCCGGCCUGGUCUCGCCGGUGGCCGACGUCACCAGCAUCCUCAAGAAGCUCAUCAGCAACAGCCUCGCCUUGUCGGUGGACUUCGAGGUCAGGAACGGCUCCGACUGA